Molecule: messenger RNA, 1971 nt
Organism: Acanthaster planci (crown-of-thorns starfish)
Lineage: Eukaryota; Metazoa; Echinodermata; Asteroidea; Valvatida; Acanthasteridae
Product: RING finger protein 44-like
Biological process (GO): protein ubiquitination
Molecular function (GO): ubiquitin protein ligase activity
Source: RefSeq, a predicted model, not a curated record
GUAUGCACAGUGCAUAUUAUACGCAGCUGUGAAUGGUAACAGUGAGCGUACAGUACAUACAGUGUAGUGAACAUACUAUACCACAGGAGUAACACACGAUAAGAGAAGCGCACGGUGUUCUGUCGCAGUUUGUCCACAGUUUUCUCACCUCUCAUUCGAUGGUUCAGUUAUGAGACACAGUCAUUGAAAUCAUGCGAACAGGAAGAGCUGACCAGACCUGACCCACCUUGAGUACCGAGUAUGCGGAUAGCAUCACUAGGGAGCAGCGAGUCCAAAGCAGAUCAGUCCGAUCAGGUCCCCCCCAAGCGCACCCGGAAGCGGCGCCACCUCCGGUCCAGCCCGCCUUCCCGGUCCAGCACCAGUACUAGCGGCAGCAGCGGCAGUAGCGGCAGCAGCAGUGGUACCAGCGCCGGCAGUCAUCAAACUGUUCACGAUGACGUACUGGUCCCGCUGGUAGGCUGUGCUGAGCUCCACCAUCAGGUGGCUUCCAGUUGUCCCGUGCGGGGGCCCGGAUGCGAUACAGAGACUGCCUUCACUUUGUCCUUGUCGCCCCAGCCCCCAUCCUCAGCUGCAGCAAGGUCAUCGUCCUCGUCCAUAGUGGGCGUGACCACUCUGAACUAUUGCGGGUCGCCGACUGGUUUGCUGUCACAGCGGAACUCUCCCGUGGACCGGACUCACUCCCCAGGGUACGAUUUCAGGGAAACAACUGCCAGGCGGAGAAACUAUCUUGAGUCUACAGAGAGCAGUGUCCAGCAAAUGCAGCAACACCCCCCUGCCUGCAACCAAGAGAAUCAGCCCCACGAGCGUAGCGGAAGAAAGGAGUGUAUGAAUGGACCCGCUGUGUGCUUGCAUCACCAGUGUUGUCCAGGAGCUUCUUGUGGCCACGGGGGGAAGGAAAAGUUUUCCUUCUGCCGUGCUGUAGCUAAAGGCACAAGCAAAGACAUUCACAGUGUGUAGCUCAAGGAUGACUCCUUUGUGCAGCAUUGAAGAGAAUCUAAAUGUCCCACCCAACGAAAACAAGAAUGCAUGUGUAGCACUUUCAACAGAAGCUAAAGUAUCCAGAGUGAGAAAGUGCAACCUUGUCAAAGAUGUUUAUUAACUCUACCAGUAACUGCCCCCAACCUGUCAUGCUCCAACAGCAGGUUUCAUGAGGUUUGGUACAUGUACCUACCUGAUGAACUUGUUGAAUUUUGUUAGACUUUGUAUCAAAGGUCCUGGGCGAUGGUGUUGGAUUUUGUGUGAGUUGAAGCACACAGGAGUCAUUGUGUGCAGUGUCUAGUUUGGUACUGGUACAAGUUUGGUACUGUUCAGUGCAAGUCAUCCUAUAGUCUACAUUGACCCAUCCAUACAAGCUCCGACGAGCUCAUUAUGUUGGAGUUUAUCAGGUUUGGUACAAUGACCUGCAUGUACAAGUACGUAGACAAGUACAUAAUCUCACAAAAUCCAACAGAAACAUGUAUAUCAUAUCUGUUGGAUUUUGUGAGGUUCAGUAUGCUUUUGAGUGCAAGAGCCUAGGGGUUUUUUAAUAGAUUUCCAUAUUGGUGUAAAAAAGAACUGUUCUAUCCACUCCUGCAUUAAUGUAUUACUUUUCAUAGAUCUACCACACUGCAACAUGAUUUGCAUGGUAGUUCACUUGUUUUGUCUAUCGAAUGUGGCUCGUUUCUUUUGAGGACAAUGACCUGCAGGAUUUCUGAGUGUACGGGUGACCAACCAUGCGUGAACCAAUUCUUGUGACAUGUAAAAUUAGUUGUCUCUUAGUCGUCGGUAAUUUGUAAUGUAGAGGCCCUUUCCAUUUUGCAGUUUCCAAGCAUGUGUAUCUGUCAGUACUCACUGAAGUUGUUUUUUUUUUACAUUUGUUGACUCCUGUGUUUUGGAAAAGGUUGGUGGAUGGAUUAGUGUAAGCCAGAUUAAAAUUCAUUUUUCACGUUCAAAAAAGGAAGAAUAAUAAAUUACCAGCAAACGUAGUCAACA